Alnus glutinosa is the source of this 1815-nucleotide messenger RNA. RefSeq names its product probable indole-3-pyruvate monooxygenase YUCCA4. NCBI's taxonomy places the organism in Eukaryota, Viridiplantae, Streptophyta, Magnoliopsida, Fagales, Betulaceae. Gene Ontology annotation, cellular component: endoplasmic reticulum membrane. The transcript is spliced from 4 exons. Gene Ontology annotation, molecular function: NADP binding; N,N-dimethylaniline monooxygenase activity; flavin adenine dinucleotide binding. Gene Ontology annotation, biological process: auxin biosynthetic process. The coding region runs from base 441 to 1685 and encodes 414 amino acids. The record is from RefSeq and is a predicted model, not a curated record.
AGAAAGGGCCUUGAGAAAGAGAAUAAAUCCUUUCCUUAACAUUCACUCCUCCAUUUACACCUUCUCUCUCUCUCUCUCCCUGGUAAAUUUACUCUUCCUCAGGUUUUCUGUCUCCACCUCUCACUUCUCAUAAAAACUCUGUUCCUUUCUCUGCUUUAUAUGCAUUUAAAUAGCCUCAGUCCCCAGGCAUACACCCCUGAUUCGCGUCUCAUUGACUCUUUCCCUCAAAGUCCUUGGACUCCCUUCGUUUCGUUUCCCUCACCAGUGUCACCACACUCUCUUUAAUUUUCCCUCCUUAUACACGCAAGCUUUCCUCAGCAGAAACCUAAAGGGAAAAGAAAAAACAGAGCUUUACAGAGUCAAGAAACAGGGGAAGUUAAAAAAAGGAAAGAAACAGAGCAUUCUUUUUUCUUUUAACUUUUUUCUUGGGAUUUUCCUACAUGGGUUCUUGCAAAGAGAAAAAGGAAGAACCAGCGAAGUGUGUCUGGGUUAAUGGGCCUAUUAUUGUAGGUGCUGGACCAUCCGGUCUAGCAGCCUCUGCUUGCCUCUCUGAACAUGGCGUACCUUCUGUGAUUCUUGAGAGAAGCAACUGCAUAGCUUCUCUAUGGCAACACAAAACCUACGACCGUCUCAAACUUCACCUUCCCAAGCAAUUCUGCGCCCUUCCAUUACUAGGCUUCCCAGAAAAUUUCCCGAAAUACCCAACAAAAGACCAGUUUAUUUCGUACAUGGAGGCUUAUGCUUCGCACUUCUCAAUCCAUCCCCAGUUCAACCAGGCCGUCCAGAGCGCUGAGUUCGAUUCCAGCUGUGGGUUUUGGAGGGUUCGGACGCAGGACUUGGAGUACAUUUCCCAGUGGUUUAUAGUCGCCACCGGCGAGAAUGCCGAGCCGGUGAUACCGGAGAUUGUUGGGAUGGAGCGUUUCCAUGGCCAUGUUGUUCAUACUAGCGCCUAUAAGUCUGGUUCGGAUUUCGCAAACCAGAAGGUUUUGGUCGUUGGCUGUGGAAAUUCUGGCAUGGAAGUUAGCUUGGAUCUUUGUAGGCACAAUGCUGUUCCUCAUAUGGUUGUUAGAAACACUGUGCAUGUUCUUCCAAGAGAAAUGUUUGGCUGCUCAACAUUUGGAAUAGUAGCGGCACUUCUCAAAUGGUUUCCUUUAAGGCUAGUCGACAAGCUCCUGCUGCUAGUCUCUAAUCUCACCGUCGGGAACACAGACCAACUAGGCCUCCGACGGCCGAAAACCGGUCCAAUUGAGCUCAAAAACGUCACCGGGAAGACCCCUGUCCUUGAUGUUGGAGGACUAUCUCAAAUAAAAUCCGGUAAAAUAAAGGUGAUGGAAGGAGUGAAGGAGAUAACAAGAAAUGGAGCAAGAUUUAUGGAUGGACAAGAGAAGGAGUUCGAUUCAAUAAUCUUAGCAACUGGGUACAAAAGCAAUGUGCCUACUUGGCUCAAGGGCUGUGAUUUCUUCACAAAGGAUGGGAUGCCGAAAACGCCGUUUCCUAACGGAUGGAAAGGAGAGAACGGACUGUAUACAGUUGGCUUCACAAGAAGAGGCCUCCUCGGGACGGCCUACGACGCCGUUAAAAUUGCUAACGACAUUGCUGACCAAUGGAGGACGAUGAGGGACUGUAGGACUUAUCGUAAUUCCCAUAUUAUCCUUCUGAAAAAUAGUAACAAAAUUAAAUUGUAGAGAGAGAGAUUGGUUAAUUUUCGGGGGGUUAUUAUUAUUAGGUUUUUACAUGUGACGACUUUUCUUCACUUUGUCAGGACUUGUAAAUGCGUCAAUUUUGGACUUCUCCUUCUCUGGUCACCAUGAUGGU